Messenger RNA from Saccharomyces kudriavzevii IFO 1802, 3150 nucleotides. It is a transcript of the gene ADP1, whose product is annotated as putative ATP-dependent permease ADP1. The coding region runs from base 1 to 3150 and encodes 1049 amino acids. The record is from RefSeq and is a predicted model, not a curated record. Gene Ontology annotation, molecular function: ATP hydrolysis activity; ABC-type transporter activity; ATP binding. The transcript has a single exon. Lineage: Eukaryota; Fungi; Ascomycota; Saccharomycetes; Saccharomycetales; Saccharomycetaceae. Gene Ontology annotation, cellular component: membrane.
AUGAAAAGUUAUCGACGUUAUCUCUAUCAGAGUGUGAUAUUUUUUCUAUUAUUAAGCAGCUCGGUGACGUUUGCAAAACAACAAGAGGUUCCGUUCUUAAAAGGUACUUUAUCAGAAAAAUCACGCCCCUCUGUACAAGAUAAGGGCAACGAUACUUGCCCGCCAUGUUUCAACUGUAUGCUUCCUAUUUUCGAAUGCAAACAGUUUUCUGAAUGCAAUUCGUAUACUGGUAGAUGUGAGUGUAUAGAAGGGUUUGCAGGAGAUGAUUGUUCUCUGCCCUUGUGUGGUGGUCUUUCGCCGGAUGAAAGUGGUAAUAAGGAUCGUCCCAUAAGAGCGGAAAAUGAAACCUGUCACUGUGAUGACGGAUGGGGUGGAAUCAAUUGUGACAUUUGUCAGGAGGAUUUCGUUUGUGAUGCGUUCAUGCCCGAUUCCAGUAUUAAGGGGACGUGUUAUAAGAAUGGUAUGAUUAUAAAUGAAGUCUUUUCGGGCUGCAAUGUUACUAAUGAAAAAAUCUUACAAAUCUUGGGUGGGAAAAUACCACAAAUUACAUUUGCUUGUGAUAAACCUAAUCAGGAAUGUAAUUUCCAGUUUUGGAUAGAUCAGUUGGAAAGUUUUUACUGUGGAUUGAGCGAUUGCGCUUUUGAAUACGACUUGAGCCAGAAUACCUCUCAUUAUAAGUGUAAUGACGUCCAAUGCAAAUGUAUCCCCGAUACAAUGUUGUGUGGUGCUAAAGGGUCUAUUGAUAUUUCGGACUUUUUAACAGAGACUAUAAAAGGGCCGGGAGAUUUCAGUUGUGAUUUGGAAACAAGGCAAUGCAAAUUCAGCGAACCUUCUAUGAAUGAUUUGAUUUUAACUAUUUUCGGCGAUCCCUAUAUCACUUUGAAAUGUGAAUCUGGUGAAUGUGUUCAUUAUAGUGAAAUACCAGGUUACAAAUCACCUUCAAAAGAUCCAGCAGUAUCAUGGCAAGGAAGAUUGGUCUUGGCGUUGACUGCUGUGAUGGUCUUGGCGCUUUUCACAUUUGCUACCUUUUAUAUCUCUAAAUCCCCGCUAUUUAGAAACGGGCUGGGUUCUUCAAAGUCUUCCGUUCGCUUGCCGGAUGAAGAUGCCGUAAGCAAUUUCUUACAAAAUGAAGAUGACACAUUGGCAACUUUGAGUUUUGAAAAUAUCACGUACAGUGUUCCCUCAAUAAAUUCUGGCGGUGUUGAAGAAAUUGUGUUAAACGAAAUUAGUGGUGUCGUAAAGCCUGGUCAAAUCAUGGCUAUCAUGGGUGGAUCCGGUGCAGGCAAGACGACUUUAUUAGAUAUUUUGGCAAUGAAAAGGAAAACCGGCCACGUUUCUGGUAGCAUCAAAGUUAACGGUAUCAGCAUGGACCGUAAAGCCUUUUCAAAAAUAACCGGGUUCGUUGACCAAGAUGACUUUUUAUUGCCUACUCUAACUGUCUUUGAAACUGUCUUGAACAGUGCACUAUUGAGACUGCCCAAGGUACUAUCUUUUGAGGCCAAGAAGGCACGUGUUUAUAAAGUGCUGGAAGAAUUAAGAAUUAUUGAUAUUAAAGAUCGUAUUAUUGGCAAUGAAUUUGAUCGUGGUAUCAGCGGAGGUGAAAAACGUAGAGUCUCAAUUGCAUGCGAAUUGGUGACAUCUCCAUUAGUAUUAUUCCUGGAUGAACCUACUUCUGGCUUGGAUGCUAGCAACGCUAAUAAUGUUAUUGAAUGCCUAGUGAGGUUAUCCAGUGAUUAUAACAGAACUUUGGUGUUAUCCAUUCAUCAGCCGAGGUCAAAUAUAUUCUAUUUAUUUGACAAACUGAUCCUAUUGAGUAAAGGUGAAAUGGUGUAUUCUGGAAAUUCCAAGAAAGUUUCAGAAUUUCUAAGAAAUGAGGGAUAUACUUGUCCUGAUAAUUAUAAUAUUGCGGAUUAUUUGAUCGAUAUCACUUUUGAAACCGUUCCUCAGGGGAAGAGGAGAAGAAUUCGGAACAUUUCUGACUUAGAAGCUGGCACGGACGCCGAUGAUGUUGAUGUUGACAAUACUAUUCACCAGACAACAUUUACGAACAGUGAUGGUACCACACAAAGAGAAUGGGCCCAUCUCGCUGCCCAUAGAGAUGAGAUUAGAUCACUGCUUAGAGACGGUGAGGACGCAGAGGGGGCGAAUGGAGGCUCCACUGAAAUUGAUUUGAAUACCAAGAUAUUACAUGAUAAAUACAAAGAUAGCGUUUAUUAUGCCGAACUUUCUCAAGAGAUCGAAGAAAUCCUGAGUGAAGGUGACGAAAUCAGCAACAUCUGGAAUGGAGACCUCCCCACAGGUCAAGAAUCUGCUGGCUUCCUGCAACAGCUAUCGAUAUUAAACUCAAGAAGUUUCAAAAAUAUGUACAGGAACCCUAAGCUUUUAUUGGGUAAUUACUUGUUAACCAUUUUAUUGAGUGUAUUCCUGGGGACACUGUAUUACAAUGUCUCAAAUGAUAUUAGUGGGUUUCAGAACAGAAUGGGAUUGUUCUUCUUCAUACUGACGUAUUUCGGUUUUGUUACAUUUACUGGCCUGAGUUCAUUUGCCCUGGAAAGAAUCAUUUUCAUUAAAGAAAGGUCUAACAACUAUUACUCGCCAUUCGCAUACUACAUCAGUAAGAUAAUUAGCGAAGUGGUGCCGUUACGAGUAGUGCCACCCAUACUAUUGUCAUUAAUUGUUUAUCCAAUGACCGGCUUAAACAUGAAAGACAGCGCCUUUUUCAAGUGUAUUGGGAUUCUUAUAUUGUUUAACCUUGGAAUAUCACUGGAAAUCCUAACUAUCGGAAUAAUUUUUGAAGACUUGAACAACUCCAUCAUACUAAGUGUGUUGGUGCUCUUGGGCUCCCUUCUAUUUAGCGGAUUGUUUAUUAAUACUAAGAACAUUACAAACGUGGCCUUCAAGUACCUGAAAAAUUUUUCGGUCUUUUACUAUGCCUACGAAUCCCUACUGAUCAACGAAGUCAAGACAUUGAUGUUGAAAGAGAGAAAGUACGGCUUGAACAUCGAGGUUCCCGGAGCUACUAUCUUGAGCACGUUCGGGUUUGUCGUUCAAAACCUUAUUUUCGACAUCAAGAUUUUGGCAUUGUUCAACAUAGUGUUUUUAUCAAUGGGGUAUUUAGCCCUUAAAUGGAUAGUUGUGGAACAAAAGUAG